Messenger RNA from Neurospora tetrasperma FGSC 2508, 2148 nucleotides. RefSeq lists its product as uncharacterized. The coding region runs from base 1 to 2148 and encodes 715 amino acids. The record is from RefSeq and is a predicted model, not a curated record. The transcript is spliced from 2 exons. Lineage: Eukaryota; Fungi; Ascomycota; Sordariomycetes; Sordariales; Sordariaceae.
AUGCCCUCGAUCAACAGGAAGCGAGAGUGGGAGGACGAACGAGAUAGUGCCCGACCAAACAAGAAAAGCACUACCUCUGCCUCGAUUUCUAAACCCGCUUCCGCCUCCAACAACCCCGACCCUCCAGUGUUGAUCGGCCCCUAUGAUGGUCAUAGGAGGUACGACGAAUGGAAGGGACAGAUGUACGGCUUCCCGAGGGCUAUAUCGGGUAGUGGUGCGAUGUACCCGACCAACUACCGAAUCAACUUCAACCAUUCAGAUCCAUGGGUGUGCCCCCUCGCAAGUUGUAGGGAUUGUUUCCAACAACCUUCCCAGCUCGGAGCUCACUUUUCGAGGGCGCAUCGCAAAUUGCUUUUGUACGACGAAGCUUGUCGCGGCUUAUUCUGGGAGUUCGGAAAGCGAAUGACUCCAGAUAAAGACGGCAAGUUCCGCUCCAUUGUGGUCAAGAGGGGCUACUUCGAACCGGACAGCGAGCGUAAACGUGAUGAUGUUCGACAGCCACCGGAGAACUGGGAAUCCAAGGUCAACCCGAGGGCUGUCAAGGAUAUCAAGCUGCCCAACAUGCCGCAGCCUGCAGCAGCUCCUGUCGCCCCUUCUGCCGCUCCUUCUCCUGCCGCCCCUUUCCAGACAACGUCCACUACAGCGUCUGCAUCUAGACCUUUGGCCGGCCCGGCGCUUGCUACACCCCGCUCUGGUGCCGCCAACCCGGCAGCAGUUCGCCCGCUUCCGGCACCCAGCCCUUCUAUUGCUGCACUGCCGGCCAUUCGUCGUACAGCUCCCGGUUCCGGACUUGUUGACCGUCCCUCCGGCAACUCCAUCCAUGAGGCUAUCGACAUUAGUAGCGACGAGGAGGAUGUCAAGCCUAGCUUGGCUGAAUUGCAAAGGAAGAGCAACUCGGCGACUUCGGCUUCCCAGAGAGUCGAGGCACAGAGGGAGGCGCAAAGUUCAGGUGGCAAUGGAGCAGAGGCUCAGAAGGACCCUUUCCGAGACGAUCCCCUCCGGUUUGACGGCCCUGACGAGUCGGUGCAUGAUCGCAACGGGAGAAUGCAGGCGCCUGUAGACCGACAACCUCACGAUCCUGUCCGUCGUGUCGUCGAUCAGCGCCGCAACCUUGAGACCUCACCCAUCUGGACUUACAUGAUCAAAUAUUCUAAAAGCCCGGCACCUCUCCCAGAUGAUGCAGCGAUCUCUGAGCUACUUACCGAGCUUCCCAGACGUAGAGACCUCCCGGAGGACUGGAAAGGUCGACUCGCCGCCUUCGAUACCCUCAGCAUCAAUCAGCUCUCGGCGCUGAUCCUGUACCUUGGCGGGACCGCCCCAGCUACUAAUGGCUUUCAAUAUUGCCGGGUGAUGGAGUGUCAUCUGAGGCAGGGUGCAACCGCUUGUCCCGACCCUACUCAUAAUGGUGGACGGUGCCGUACAUGCGGGUUUACCUUUCCUCAUUGUGUCUUCCUGCCUCGCUAUCUCCUCUCCUCCGUACCCAUCGCUAAGCGGUUUGGUGUUUGGUUAUGCUGCAAUUCCUUCUACAGAAAUAUGCCCAAGUUUCCUAAUGGAGCUAUUCAGAGCUACACGGGGAAGACAAUGGCUCGCAGGAAGGAGGAUGGCAAUUCCAACAAUAUGCCGAAGGAAAAGCAAAACAAUGCCACAUCAAGCAACGAGCCAGCGCGUUCUCAUCCACAAACAUCGCCCAGGUCUUCUUCAGCACAGGUUCCUCAGAUUACUACUCCUGUUGGUUCCUCGACAACGAACUCCAUGUCCAACCUCACAAUCCACAACAGGCCCAGAGCAACCCAUCAACAACCACACAAGCAAGCCUCGGCCUCAUCCCAGAGGUUCUCAGGAAUAUUUUGUAUCCCGGAGAACACCCCUGGUCAAAUGUUCUCUCUUAAGGGCAUGGACACGAGAAUCAUCCAGUCAUCCAGAAACCAAAUUCUGAAAUGCAAGGUACUGGCAGGUGAUGGUAUCAAGUGGCAAAUCGUUGGAGGCAAGGAGUUCAGGGCUUACACGGGCUGGAUCGGUGAGUGGGAAAUUCCUCCCGACUCUCAGUGCCUCGUCAAGAAUAUCUACCCCAAGAAGUCGUUUGGCGAGAACCAGACGUGCAUUGAUGUCAAUCCCAAGAAAGGGGUGGUAAAGGCUGGUCAGGCUUAG